Molecule: messenger RNA, 7189 nt
Organism: Orcinus orca (killer whale)
Lineage: Eukaryota; Metazoa; Chordata; Mammalia; Artiodactyla; Delphinidae
Gene: NMNAT1
Product: nicotinamide nucleotide adenylyltransferase 1
Exons: 6
Coding region: 2923-3768 (281 amino acids)
Biological process (GO): NAD+ biosynthetic process
Molecular function (GO): nicotinate-nucleotide adenylyltransferase activity; nicotinamide-nucleotide adenylyltransferase activity
Source: RefSeq, a predicted model, not a curated record
AUCUUCCCGGACCAGGGCACGAACCCGUGUCCCCUGCAUUGGCAGGCGGACUCUCAACCACUGCGCCACCAGGGAAGCCCUGUUUUUUAAAUUUUAAAUGGAGAGUAGUGGAUGUCAAACAUCAAGUAUUUUUUUUCUUAUAGUAAAUUUAAUGAGUGUAAUGCUUAAUGUUUUUAUUUUCUCAAACUUCCUUUUACAUUCUCCCAGAAAGUUGCUCAUAGGUGCACAUGCCCAACAUUUUGCUUACAACUUCAGAGACUUUGUACCUCUGAAGCCCAGGUCCCAGAUUGAGAACCGCUAAAACAAAGCAUCCCCCAUGAAGUUGCUCAGCAAAAGUUUUCCACUCGGAGCAAACAUGGGUUAUAGCAGAAAGUGUUGUCAGUCUAUGAGGGACGAUUGCUGAUCAUGGCUGUCUAAGUUAUGAGGGGCUAAAAAAUAGCAGUUUAAAAUUUUAUACUUUUCACCUGUGUGGAGAAAGAGCAUGCUUUGUAUUUCAUACGAUAUUGGUAGCAUAAAAUAAAUGUUUCUUAAUGAAAUUAACUCUGGUGAGUUGGUUUUGGAGGAAAUGAUAAAAGCAUAAAUGUGCAUGAAAAUUCAGUUUUAUAGGUUAUGGGUUAAGGUGCUGGUUAAAUUUUGCUUCAAGUUAUGCUUAUCAAUUAAGAAACAGAAUUUCGUUUUCUGGAGUUACGUUAAGAAUGUUGCAUAAUUUCAAGACACAGAAGUACCAAGCAGGGACUUCCCUGGUGACGCAGUGGGUUAGACUCCACGCUCCCAAUACUGGGGGCCCGGGUUCGACCCCUGGUCAGGGAACUAGGUCCCACAUGCAUACUGCAACUAAGAGUUCACAUGCCACAACUAAGGGACCCGUGUGCCGCAACUAAGGAGCCCUGGAGCCACAACUAAGGAGCACAUGUGCUGCAACUAAGGAGCCUGCAAGCCCACCUGCUGCUACUAAGACCCGGAGCAACCAAAUGAAUAAAUUAGUUUUUAAAAAAAGAAGUACCAAGAAGCCUUGGUCUUAAGAAGCAGCCUCUUGCAUUUAGAAAAGUCAGUUAAAAAUUUCCAACUAGCGAAAAAUGGUUGGAUUCUGUAUGUAUUUUGAAGGUGAAGCCAUUAGGACUUCCUGAUGGGGUGUGGGAAAAGAAAAACAAUGCAUUUAGGAUGAUUUGAGGUACUUGACUGUAGCAACUGGGAGGAUGGGUUUGUCAUCAGCUGAGAUCUUCAAGUAGAUCAGGUUUGGGGGUGAGGGGCAAGAUAGUUCAGAAAAAAAGAAACUUCUGAUAAAAAUCCUAUCUUGAGAUAAGUUGACAUUCAUCUGACAUGUUGAUAUUUGGUUAAUGAGGUCUAGAGAAUGUAAAAGGCUGUGUUACUUUUAAAUAGUUUCUGUUACCCAUAGUAAAAGAAUUAUUUCAGGGGAUUUCACUGUUAACCUAUGAGUUACUUGCGUUUCUAACUCCUAAGUUUUAGCGCUAUGCCUGGAAUGUGAAAGGUGCUCAGAAAAUGUCAGUGUGGUGGAUGGAUAGUGUGUUGGUGGGUAACUUCCCCUGCAGCAAGUAUCACCUGAACAGAGAAGCAGAUGGAAAACAAUCAUUCCCAUUUGUGAAGAUCUGUGUCUGUCAUAGAUGUGUUGCGAGAUGUUUGUAUUAAACUUGUUCCUUCUGCCAAGAGAUACUGUUCUUCCCCUCAAGAAAUGGCAUUAUCUCCACUUACUAAAGACUUUGAGAGCAUCUGUGAGUAUCUAGCUACUACUUAAAAUCCCUCAGAAUCUGUGCAUACACACAGAACAAGUCAAAAGACAACAUCAUGCAGGUCAGUUGGCUAUUUUCUCUAGACAGCAGUUGACUGUCAUGAUGCAAGAGAUUGGUGUAGCCCAGGUAGGGGAGAUCGUGAUGAGUUUUACUCUAAAAUCUCCCGCUGCACUUUUAAAGAAGUGAUAGAUUGACCUUGUUCAAAUAUACACUCUGGAUCACUGUGUUCUUUUGAAACUAGACCUUUGUUCAUUACUAAGAUCUAUAUUUUUCUUUUUCCUUCUCAAUACUUUUAUAGUGGCCAUCCAGCUGAUGCUACUAACUUCACUGAAACAGAAAAGGAGGUUCAGAAAGUCAAAGUACUAAUGAUCUUGAAAGUAUCUAAUAGGAGAUCCUUACUGGGGCUGAAUUUGCUUGUGAUAUCGACCCAGUGAUUUUGGUUGAACGAUUCCUUUUUAUCCAUUGUCAGUGCUCAUUAAUGUUGUCACCUGACAAAUUUCUUCCCAGUGACUGGUUUUGCUGUGCUUCUUGUUGUCGUGGCUCUGAUGUUCAGCUGACCCCACUUCAUCUAGGAGUGGCAGGGUGGAGAUGGUCACAUGUUUGCUGGCAGUAGUCAGAUGACAAGGCUGCUGGAAAAGGCUUAACCUGCCAAGACAUAUAUCUAAGGCAGGGGACCAGCAAGGCUCAGAUGUCAGCUUCAGACUGUUGAUUUAGCAUCUGGCCUUUGACAGGUUACACUGGCCAGCCAAGUCAGCCCCAGGCUUGAGCAAAACACUGUAGGAUAAAGAAUGGGAUCUAAUUAAAUGGAGUGGAAAUAAUGUGAGAAGGAUGGCUUUUUAUAUCCCAUUCUAACCCUCUCUGCUUUUUCUUUGCUUUUAAAACUCUGCAGCUUCUUGGAGCUCCUGCCUUAAGAGGAGCUAUACAUUCCCCUUGCAAUGUAAGAAUCCUACCUGAGCAUUUACUUCCCUUGAAGGACUGGUUAAGCCUUUAAAUAGUAAAGCAGACUUCACUCUACAAAAAGAAAAAUCUCUCAUGGAAUUUUUAAACUUUCCCUGUUGAAAUGUUUUAACUGUGAUGUGUCUACUGAGGAGUUCUAUCUCUCCAUCUCUAUUCCUAGUACAAUAAGAGAGGUGUCAGAGUUUUCCAUUUAGAUCUACAACUUCAAAUUCUCAGCAUGGAAAACUCAGAGAAGACAGAAGUGGUUCUCCUUGCUUGUGGUUCCUUUAAUCCUAUCACCAAUAUGCACCUCAGGCUAUUUGAGCUGGCCAGGGACUACAUGAAUGGAACAGGGAAAUAUGAAGUUAUCAAAGGCAUAAUUUCUCCCGUCGGCGAUGCAUAUAAGAAGAAAGGACUCAUCUCUGCCCAUCACCGAGUUAUCAUGGCAGAACUCGCCACCAAGAACUCAAAAUGGUUGGAAGUUGAUACAUGGGAAAGUCUUCAACAGGAUUGGAUAGAGACUGCCACGGUGCUAAGACACCAUCAAGAGAAGCUGGAAGCCAGUAGCUGUGAUCAGCAGCAGGGCUCACCUGUACUGGAAAGGCCUGGACGGAAGAGGAAGUGGGCUGAACAAAGACAAGAUUGUAGUCAAAAGAAAUCACUAGAGCAAACAAAAACAAAAGGUGUGCCAAAGGUGAAGUUGCUGUGUGGAGCAGAUCUCUUGGAGUCCUUUGGUGUGCCCAAUCUGUGGAAGGGUGAGGAUAUCACCAAAAUCGUGGGAGACUAUGGGCUUAUAUGUAUUACUCGGGCUGGAAAUGAUGCUCAGAAAUUCAUCUAUGAAUCCGACGUGCUGUGGAAACACCAGAACAACAUUCACCUGGUGAAUGAAUGGAUCACCAAUGACAUCUCAUCCACAAAGAUCCGGCGAGCCCUCAGAAGGGGCCAGAGCAUUCGCUACUUGGUACCAGACCUUGUCCAGGAAUAUAUUGAGAAGCAUAGUUUGUAUAGCUCCGAGAGUGAGGAGAGGAAUGUUGGGGUGAUCCUAGCUCCUUUGCAGAGAAAAACUGCAGAAGCUGACACAUGAGAAAUUCUCCAGCAUGGUAUUGUGGACUUUCCUUUUGGGAAUUUGAAACAGUGUGGGUGUUAGUAAAUGGGGGAAGGAAUUGUGAUCCUCUUUAAUAAAUUAAAGUUUAAAAGGUUGGUAAAAAUCAGUAGUAAUUUAAAAUCAGGUUUAUCUUUAUCAGAAGUUACUAAGGUGAAUGAUUUCAAUUUUUUUUUUAGGAAUAUACAAAUCCCUUUAUCUUUAAAACAAGAGAUUAGUAGCAGAGCUAAUUGUAGAAGAACAUUUAAUAUACAAAUCCCUUUAUCUUUAUUUUUUAUUAUUAUUAUAAAUUUAUUUAUUUAUCUUUGGCUGCAUUGGGUCUUCGUUGCUGUGCACGGGCUUUCUCUAGUUGCGUCAAGCUGGGGCUACUCUACGUUGCGGUGCGUGGGCUUCUCAUUGUGGUGGCUUCUCGUUGCAGAGCACGGGCUCUAGGCGUGUGGGCUUCAGUAGUUGUGGCACGUGGGCUUCAGCAGUUGUGGCUCGCGGGCUCUAGAGCGUAGGCUUCAGUAGUUGUGGCACGUGGGCUUAGUUGCUCUGUGGCAUGUGGGAUCUUCCCGGACCAGGGCUCGAACCGUGUCCCCUGCAUUGGUAGGUGGAUUCUUAACCACUGCACCACCAGGGAAGUCCCCUCUUUAUCUUUAAAACAAGAGAUGUGUAGCAGAACUAAUUGUAGAAGAACCUUGUAGAAGAACAUUCAAUCAAACUAACUACAAAAAGAAUUCAAAAAAGACAUCCUGGCUUUACCACAGAAAGAGAAGUAAAGUGUGAAAAGUAAAGAGACCAUUUAAGAUCCUAAUUUUAGUUACGAAAGGAACGAACAUUUUAUGCAUGCCUUUUUUCCUGGGCAGCGCUCACUCAGGGUGGCCGAAGAAUUCUUAAAAUAGUGAUCUUGUAAAAUGCAUCACUGAUCAGUCAUCUCCAGCUGUGCAAAAUACCGGCUGUGAAGUCCUGGCAGAAACUACGCCAGGAGCUGGUUCUCUCCAGCACACAUCAGAAGGCCAGUGAAGCUUUGCUAGGCACGCUUAACUGCAGCCCCACCUGUAGAGGCAGGGAGAGGGGUCCAAGCCCUGGAAUGUUUAGAAAGGUACACGGGUGUUUCUGAUGCCCACGAGAGGCAGGGAGCCUCUGCCUUCCCCACGUUAUGCACAGAUUCUCUUAGCACAGCCCUGUUGUGGCUCCUGGUCCAGCCCUGGCCAUCUGCCAUCUCUGUAUAGAAGGGAUGUCGUGCUAACCUGACGCAGAGAGAACCACAGAGAAUGAGAGAUCUCACUCAAGGAUUUUGUGAGGUGUGAAUGCUCUUAGCCUUUACUGGUAGCUUAAUCAGAUGGUGAAAGGACACGAGAAAUGCCACACUGGACCAGCCCAGCAGUUCCUCUUUCUUUUUGUGGCUGCGUUGGGUCUUCGUUGCUGUGCGCGGGCUUUCUCUAGUUGCAGCGGAGCGGGGGCUACUCUUCAUUGUGGUGCGCGGGCUUCUCAUUGUGGUGGCUUCUCUUGUUGCGGAGCACGGGCUCUAGCCGCGCAGACUUCAGUAGUUGUGGUAUGUGGGCUCAGUAGUUGCGGCACACAGGCUGUAGAGCACCGGCUCAGUAGUUGUGCCACAUGGGCUUAGUUGCUCCGUGGCAUGUAGGAUCUUCCCGGACCAGGGCUCGAACCCGUGUCCCCAGCAUUGGCAGGCAGAUUCUCAACCACUGCACCACCAGGAAAGCCCCCCAGCAGUUCCUUUAGCUCAGAAUUUUGGUUCCUGAUGAGUGGCUUGUGGAAGAAAUCUCCACAGCCUCAAUCUAAAACUCUCGAGUUUCUGAAGACCCCUGCUGGUUCUAUUCCAGCCCACUGUGAACCUGCCAUUUGUGGAUUUAAGCAGAAAAAGAGUCUGUUUUCUUAUACUUUUUCUCUUCUUGUCCUUUUGUAGGAACUUUACCCAAAGUAGAACACUCAAAUAAUAAUUGAAGUCAUAACGUUAUGUUAAAAACACAAACUUGUUAUAUGGUUUGCUACUGAUUAAAAUUUUGUGGAAGUUUUACCAAUUAAUAAAACAAAAAGACCAGAAAUAGCUUUUUCUAGAAUAGUUUUAUGGUUCAUGAAAAUCACUCUGUGAUAGAAAGAGGACUAAAGUUAAAUUUCUAAUGAAAGUAGAAUAGGGACUUCCCUGGUGGCACAGUGGUUAAGAAUCCACCUGCCAAUGCAGGGGACACGGGUUCGAGCCCUGGUCUGGGAAGAUCCCACAUGCCGCGUAGCAACUAAGCCCGUGCGCCACAACUACUGAGCCCUCGUGCCACAACUAUUGAAGCCCGUGUGCCCUAGAGCCCGUGCUCCACAACAAGAGAAGCCACCGCAGUGAGAAGCCCGUGCAUGGCAGUGAAGAGUAGCCCCCGUUCGCCGCAACUAGAGAAAGCCCACGCGCAGCAACAAGGACCUGACGCAGCCCCCCAAAAUAAUAAUAAUAAUUUUAAAAGAAGAAAGUAGAAUAAUUUACCUUUACAUACCUACAUCUAAUAAUUUACAUUUCAUACCUACACCACUCUAAAGGAUUUAUACCUCUGUAGGAGAAAAAAAUGUACUUAUACCUGUGCAGUUAGAUAGUCAGAUCUGAAGCCACCAUUUAAAAAAGGAAAAUGUUAAAUAAACUUGGCAAAUGUAAAUUCUACAGCUCGUGGCUUAUUCUUAUGAAGUCAACAGGCCGACUUCUCAAAGACGGAGGAGAGCAAAGCCUGGCACCCAAUAGCUUCAGUCUCUUAUCUGCUGAACAAAUGCAAGGUUAUAAUCUCAGAUUGUAGAGGUGAGGAUCAUUCUUCCACUCCUCAGCUUUUCGGAGUUUAAGAAUUGUAGCAGUACUGAAAAAUAACAAUCGAGAAACAGAUGAAGUUAUCAAAAUGUAACUUUGAUUUCUUCUCCUGGAAAACUACACUUAGUUUAUAUGAACUGUGUGUGAACUGCAGGAAGUUUCCAGUGCUAGAAACUUCUUUUCUACUUUGAUGCCUUCCUGCCUAGAAGUGCUCACAGUCUGCUUAGCUGUGAGUAUAUUGACCUCAGGGCCCACUGGGUAAGGCAUGUGGGGACCCUCCCAGGAGACCUGGUAACAGUGAAAUGAUCCCAUUGUUGUGCUAUUUAUGGAUCAACAACUUUGUAUAUGGAAGGAGCUGCUUGCCUUUUUGUCCCAGUACCAGGAUGCUGCUAAUGCCACAAGGUAAUAACAUAGUUUAGGGUAUCCUUAAGGACAGAACUUCCUCUUUGGAUAAUGAAAUAAGACAAUGAAUUUCACAAGGGAAUAAAUAUCAGUAACUGUUGUGGCUUCUGUUGAGGAAGAGGGGAAAAAUGCCAUUGUUUGUUCCCUACCAUACCUUUUUCAUACUUGGCUCUUGUAAUGUGAAUUUAAGAGUUUAGGAAGUGUGUAGAGCUGGUGUUU